AUGUCCCUCCAACACCGGAACCUUGCGCAACUUUGGGAGCACCUCCAGGGCAGACACGACAUCGCUAACCUCCUCCGUGAAAUCGUCGGCCAGCACUCCAUCUCCAGCCAUGACGCCGAACCUCGCAGCAUUGAGGAGUCGAUCCGCACAAUCGGCUGGAUCAAGAUCGUCUUCGAUUCCCAGCGAUGCUACUUGAGUGGCAUCGCGACGGGGGUUGCGGAAUGCCCACCCUACGUCCUUUCGUGCCUGUUACCGCCUGACCUUUUGUUCGCAACCAUUCUCUACCUCGUCAAUGUCAAGAAGAGUCUAUUCUCCUCCCAGACGACGCUCAUGACCCGCGAGUUUACGCGUCCACGGCAUAUCCUGGCCCAGACCAUUCUUUCCGGACUUCGUCUUCUUCUGCUGCGAAAGGAAGGCAUCAACGCAAACGACCAGCGACGACUGCAAAACGCUAUAAACCAAGCAUGGAGGGACGAUCGGUUGCACGGUGUGGAGCGCUUCAUUGUGUCUGAAUUGUUCGCCGAGGUACUCAACGCGCUUAAUGAACCAUCGCGCGAGAAUCCGUACGCGCGGGAAUGGGCAAACGCAAAGUUGCCGACAUACGCAGCUGGCCUUUACCCGCUGGACAUUAGGGUUGAGACUUUUGUUACGCCAUUGAUACAUGGCACAAUGGAGGAGGAUUGGAUGGAUGCGUACUGGGUGCUGCACGAUUGUCUUUGGGCGGUCGAGUGUGCAGUUACCCAGCGGUUUGUUGACCUUCGCCGACAGACCGGAGUGCUCGGCUCGAACCAAACAUCGGUCGACACAGACGAGAUACUAGAGCAGCUUUGGCAUACACGAACUAGCCUCGUCAUCUCAAUUUUCCACGUUACAGGGCCGAUGCAGCCGACACCAGCACUGCUGGACUCUCUGGCAGUCACUCUACUUGACUGGGAUGAGGACUUGGAGAACUUCCUCUCGCGACAAGACUCCCUAUUUCAGCAUCAGCGAGCGCCGACGCGAUCCGGUCCGAAUCGCGCCCAGAAUCACGGCAGACACAUUUCUGAAUUGAGUCCAUACUUCGAAGCGGCUAUGACGAGCUUUGCAGAUUGGUUGCCAAGCCGACAGUCAGGGUACGAACAGUUCAGUAUAAGGAGACCAGGGGUGACAUCGAACAACAUGCAAGGGAUGGUCAAAGACUGGAUUGUAAAGAUGGCUGCGCCAAAUGCAGAGUCGGUGUCCAAGGAACAAGAAGCGGCAGCAGUGACUGUGUACAUUGUGGACUGCCCCAAGCUGCAUGUCAUACGCAAAAAACUCUUAGAAGACAAGCUUCGAUGGUGUGACAAGUGGGCAUAUGAAGCUGUUCAAGGGAACAGCCCAAUCGUGAACUGGAAGGAGGGCAUUGCAUGUCCCAGCUGCUCCGGCGGCGAAAAGAUUAAACUCGCUCGCCUCAUCGAGCCAUUCCAGUCGCUCGCUACUGCGCUAGACACGUCUACUUGGCGGGACGAUUUCAGUCUUAGCCAGUAUAGUGUAGGCGACUCUGGAUCGUAUGAUGCCGCCUCAGGCUCCCAUUCUACUUCAGACACAGGCAGCAUUGUGCCUAGUUUGACAUCGAAUUCGGGAAUGAGCGUCAGCCAACCGUCCCACGUCUCGCGACCGAGCGACCCAGACAUUCAAAUAGUACCGCCUCUGCAGCCUCCACGUUACACCGAAUCGCCCGUGAGCCCGACAACCUACAAUCCACUUUCACCUCGCUCGCACUCCCUAGAAUCUGCGAUCGAAUAUCCGAUCAGUCCCCUCAACGAGUCUUUGAACAUCCCUAUUGCGCUCCCUAUUGCUUCGAGAUUGUCGAUCGAUCUGCCCAUCCCGGUUCGGACUCCCAGCAUUGACGAAAACAUUGCAGAGGCUGAGUCUGCAUCCAUGCCUUCUGAGCUUUCGAGCGAAAGGAACAUGUUUACUCCAACGAGUUCCGUCAGAAGCACUCCCAGCUUCAGCAAAAUGAAGUCGUCGAGCAGGACGAUCAGAAUCGGGAAUUCGUUUAGACGGAAACCAAGCACCAAGGAGAAGGAGAAGACUCCUUUUCCCAAGGAACCGUGUUUCGUAUUCUCUGCUGCCGGACAUUCCCUCCUAUUGUGGGAGAAGGGUGCUGACCAUCUAGUUCGCUUUGACGUGCCGAGCAAUGACGCAUCGGCCAUCCAAGGCUGCAAGUAUGAGGUCGCUGGGAUCGAGGUAGCGGCAGCUGGAAACCACAAAUGCGCCAUCGUCGCCGCCCGUGGCUUGACGAGAAGACUCGUAAUAUUUAACAGCAUCAACGUCAAAUCUGAAGCAGAGGUAGAUCUCGAUCUUCCCGGUAGAGUGGGCGAGUUGUGCCUUGCUGUCUCUCGUAACGAUAAGUUCGUCGCAGUAUCAUUGAAUGACCGCAUAGUGAUUUUUGGCCUGGAGAAUGGCGGAGUCAAACAGCUUGCUUUUCACCAUCAAAUCAACGUCUACGAGAUGAGAGGCGGGGCUAUUCAAAGACGAACUAUCCCCAUUGGCCGAACCACCAGUGACGAUACAGUGUCGAUCUUGAAUGAUUGUGCUGGACCAGGAUGGUUUGGAGGACAAGGAAAAGGACUUAGUUCUAGGGAAAGAGCCGAGGAGCAGCAACGCCAGACUGUAAUCAUCUCGCGGAAGGUCUACUUUUCGACUGACAGCAAGAGCCUCGUAGUCGCGACACAGCUCGGCGAUCAUUGCAUUUACGUUGAUGUUUGGGACUGCACUACGGAGCCAGUUACAACGGUAGCUGAGCAUUCGCGAUCUUUCAAGAUGCCUCCUUGGACGCUGAACGACGGCGACCUGACCAGCGUUUUCUACGACUCCGCGCGCCGCUCCGCUCUCGUGACAGCUUUCUUAGGAAAAGAGUACCCCCUGCUCAUCCCGUUCCCUGGACACGACAACCUUCAAAACGAAACGUAUAGUACGAAGAUUGUACAAGCCGCCCAGUCACCGACCGGAGAAGCCUUCGUUGUGGUGAAUGCCAUGACCGAGAUCAUACAGUUUGAGUACACCACGAAGGGCAUGCUGUCUCCACGCAAGCUCAAGAAAGCAUCGUCCAAAAUCAGCCAGGGCGUGUUCAAACCCGGUGCAAUCGCGCUUGCGAUGCCACUUGAGAGCGUGCUCCAGAUUUUCUGGGUCAAGGACGGCAAAUGCAUGCUGAGAAACGUCAAGAUUGGCGCUGCGGAGCAGUUCAAAGACUACGAUCUCCGUCCGCACUACGACCGCUUGAUGAGCUUGAAGACGAAACCGGUCAUUGCGAGGGCUCCCAGCCUGAUGAUCCCCGAACUCGACGCGACUUGA
This is a messenger RNA of Paraphaeosphaeria sporulosa, 3315 nucleotides long. RefSeq lists its product as uncharacterized. NCBI's taxonomy places the organism in Eukaryota, Fungi, Ascomycota, Dothideomycetes, Pleosporales, Didymosphaeriaceae. The transcript is spliced from 2 exons. The coding region runs from base 1 to 3315 and encodes 1104 amino acids. The record is from RefSeq and is a predicted model, not a curated record.